GGUUUGUAAAAUCGAAUAUGAAGAAUAUGUCGAUUCUUACGAAAGAUUCAGUCAAAAGUUUCUAAUACAAUUGUGUGGUAUGGAGGAACAUAAAAAUGUUGAAAUAGAGUUAGAGAAUAUAUUAUGAUUUAACCUUAUAAUGGAGGUUGUUGAAUUACCUGAAGAAGUUCCUGCAAGAAGUCAAUUUACUGUCGAUGAUUUGGACAUAGAAAUUUUACCACUGAUUUAUGAAAUCAUUCGAAGUGUAGAAAAAGAUCCUCACGAUACAACACAAAAAGCAAAAGAGUCUCAAGAUACUAGUCAUAAGAUUUUGGAGCUACAGAAAAAGUUGGAUUCCACAAGAGCACAGAUAAAGAGAUUGCCAGGAAUCGAAUACAGCAAAGAGGAGCAACUCCAAAAGUUAGAAACUCUACGCAAACAGCUCAGACUGAAACGUGAACUUCUCUUGAAGUAUCGUAAUAUGUGCACAUUUGAGGUGCCCAAAGUAUAAAGUGUUAAAAAAAAAUUAGCAGACUUCGUUCCCACACAAAAAUCAGCAUGGUUUUACGCUUCAUUUUACGAUACUUGGCAAAUAACGAACGUGUCAUCGAUAAAUUGGCCGAAUCGAAACCCGUGAGACGUGCUGCCCGAUUCGUAGUGUACCUAUUGAGUCGUACAAGUACAAUUAGUGGUGCACAUCGACUUCCUUCAGAUCCGAAAGAAUUGGGAAAGCAAUUGAAGGAUAUCGCUCAACGAUUCUCAGCAAAUUUGAAGGACGAGAUUCAGGACGCUAAAGAGGAAUUAAAGAAGAGAAAGACAAAAUAGCCAAAAUUGCUAGUCCCAAUGUAGCAUUUAAUUAGUUUCAGGUAAAAAGCUGGCAAUUCGUCUAAUGUCUCCAAUAAAUUUCUUUUGAUUGCUUCUGAAA
Messenger RNA from Cephus cinctus (wheat stem sawfly), 904 nucleotides. It is a transcript of the gene MED9, whose product is annotated as mediator of RNA polymerase II transcription subunit 9. Gene Ontology annotation, cellular component: mediator complex. Gene Ontology annotation, biological process: regulation of transcription by RNA polymerase II. The transcript has 3 exons. The coding region runs from base 140 to 490 and encodes 116 amino acids. The record is from RefSeq and is a predicted model, not a curated record. Gene Ontology annotation, molecular function: transcription coregulator activity. Lineage: Eukaryota; Metazoa; Arthropoda; Insecta; Hymenoptera; Cephidae.